This is a messenger RNA of Gastrolobium bilobum, 2594 nucleotides long. RefSeq names its product G-type lectin S-receptor-like serine/threonine-protein kinase At1g34300. Bases 9 to 2405 code for a protein of 798 amino acids. Gene Ontology annotation, molecular function: protein serine/threonine kinase activity; ATP binding. The transcript has a single exon. NCBI's taxonomy places the organism in Eukaryota, Viridiplantae, Streptophyta, Magnoliopsida, Fabales, Fabaceae. Gene Ontology annotation, biological process: protein phosphorylation; recognition of pollen. The record is from RefSeq and is a predicted model, not a curated record.
UUGAAACCAUGGUUCUCUGCAUCACCUUCCCCUUCUUCACCUUGUUGUUCCUCUUCAACCUUCAGCCCUCAAUUGCUCAACAACAACGUCAACAACAACAACAACAACUCACAUCCUUCAACAUCUCAUUCUCUCCAUGGCUUCCAACACAGAACAAAGUCCUUCUUUCCCCAAACUCAAACUUCACUGCAGGUUUCUUUCCCAUACCCAAUUCUCAAAACCUCUUCACUUUCUCUGUUUGGUUCUCCAAAGUCCCUCAAAGUGCAAACCCUGUUAUCUGGAACGCCACAACCCAAGUCAACAACUCUGGCUCCCUUGUAAUCACCACAAAAGGUGAGCUUCUUCUCAAUGAUUCACCCUUUGCUAAUAAUGCUUCUUCUUCUUCCAAUUCCACACAACUUGUUCUUGACAACGAUGGAAACUUGGUCUUUGGGGAUUGGAGCAGCUUCAAGAAUCCAACCAACACCAUCUUGCCUAACCAAAACUUCAGUGGGAUUGAGCUUUAUACCAUUAAUGGGAAAUACAAGUUCAUAAAGUCUCAGUUUUUGGUUCUCAAUUCCACAUCUGAUCAAUACUACAAUACCCCAAGUCCCUUGGUGAGCAUGGAUGAUGCUGGGAAAAUGACCAUGGUAGGUGGCUUUUUUCUUACCUCAGAUUAUGGUGACCCCAGGUUGAGAAAAAUGGUUCUUGAUGAGGAUGGGAAUCUCAAAAUCUAUAGCUUCUACCCCGAGCAACAAAACAAGUGGGUUGAGGUAUGGAAAGCAGUAUGGGAGGUGUGCACAAUCAAAGGAAAAUGUGGAUCUAAUGCUAUAUGCAUGCCAAAAGAGAAUUUGAAUUACACUUCUACUUACUGUGUUUGUCCAUCAGGUUUCAAGGCAAAUCAAGGUGGCCCUGAAAAUGGUUGCACAAGGAAAAUCCCACUUUCAAGUAACACCAAAUUUCUCAGGCUAGAUUACAUAAACUACACCAGCAACAGCCAGAUGAAUCAAAUCGUUGCUAACAACUUCACAAUCUGUGAAUCAGGAUGCAUAAGAGACACAAGGUGUCUUGGGUUUGGCUUCAAAUAUGAUGGAACAGGCUAUUGUGUUUGGCUAUUAGGAACAGAACUUCAAUAUGGUUAUUGGUCACCAGGCCCUGAAAUUGCUUUGUUUCUUAAAGUUGACAAAUCUGAAUCAGAAGCCACAAAUUUCAUUGGCAUGACUGAGGUGAUGCAAACAGCAUGUCCUGUCAAAAUAAGCCUGCCACUACCACCAAAGGACUCAAACACAACCACAAGAAACAUUGCCAUAAUUUGCACCCUUUUUGCUUUAGAAUUCAUAUCUGGGGUGGCUUUCUUUUGGUCAUUCCUCAAGAGGUACAUAAAGUAUAGGGACAUGGCCACAACACUAGGCCUUGAGCUCUUACCUGCUGGUGGCCCCAAAAGGUUCACAUACUCAGAACUCAAAGCUGCCACAAAUGACUUCUCCAACCUCAUAGGGAGAGGUGGCUUUGGAGAUGUUUACAAAGGGGAGCUGCCGGACCACCGUGUCGUCGCCGUGAAGUGCCUGAAGAAUGUCGCCGGCGGUGAUGCUGAGUUUUGGGCAGAGGUCACUAUCAUUGCAAGGAUGCACCACCUCAACUUGGUUCGCUUGUGGGGUUUCUGUGCUGAGAAAGGUCAAAGGAUACUUGUCUAUGAGCAUAUCCCUGGUGGUUCAUUGGACAAGCACUUGUUCCAAGUCAAAAAGUCUCUCAAGGGUGGUGAAUUUGACCCAAACAACAACAACAAUAACAGACAAGAUAAACCUGUUCUGGAUUGGAACAUGAGGUACAGGAUUGCUCUUGGUGUGGCUAGAGCUAUUGCAUACUUGCAUGAGGAGUGUUUGGAAUGGGUUUUGCACUGUGACAUUAAGCCUGAGAACAUACUCUUAGGUGAUGAUUUUUGUCCCAAGAUAUCAGAUUUUGGGUUGGCCAAACUAAGGAAAAAGGAGGAUAUGGUAACCAUGUCUAGGAAAAGGGGUACUCCUGGUUAUAUGGCUCCAGAAUGGAUCACUGCAGAUCCAAUCACCUCCAAAGCUGAUGUGUAUAGCUUUGGCAUGGUGCUGUUGGAGCUUGUGAGUGGGGUCAGGAACUUUGAGAUUCAAGGGUCUGUGGUCCAUAGUGAGGAGUGGUAUUUCCCAAGAUGGGCUUUUGAUAAGAUGUUCAAGGAUAUGAGAGUGGAAGAUAUUCUGGAUAUUCAGAUUAAGGAUGUUUAUGAUUCAAGGGCCCAUUUUGAAUUGGUUAAUAGAAUGGUGAAGACAGCAAUGUGGUGCCUUCAGGAUAGACCUGAGUUGAGGCCUACAAUGGGGAAGGUUGCUAAGAUGUUGGAAGGGACUGUGGAGAUCACUGAACCAAAGAAGCCCACUAUUUUCUUCCUUGGGGAAGAGUAGAUUGAUUAUUGUGCAAUGCUCUGGUGGUUCUCUUGUUUGUUCCUUCCUUGGCUUGGUUUUCUGGAUCUUUGUACUAUUGUCCCCAAAAAAAUAAUAAUGUUUUUUUCACUUCUAUUUGAAUAAAAUAGGUGAUCAAGUGUACAAUUUUUACCUUGAAUGCUUUGUUUUGUACCCCAUUGUAGUAAGUUU